Molecule: messenger RNA, 1209 nt
Organism: Entamoeba invadens IP1
Lineage: Eukaryota; Evosea; Mastigamoebida; Endamoebidae
Exons: 4
Coding region: 1-1209 (402 amino acids)
Biological process (GO): regulation of GTPase activity
Source: RefSeq, a predicted model, not a curated record
AUGAACACGCCGAAACUGCUAACGACGGUCUUGUCCCCUCCAUUUACCGUAUUAGAUGGGAUUCUUGAUUUUGCGCUCAAGAAUAAAGACACGAAGAUGGCGGACUAUGUCUACAAGACAUUAACGAUAACGAAUCGGUUAGAAGUUUAUAUCCAAAAGUGCGUCAGUGACGAGAUCCAAGGGACGUUGAGUGAACAAACGGCUUUUCGACUAAAUUCAAAGACAACGCGCUUGAUGAACAUCAUUUAUUUGAAUCAAGGAAUCGGCUUUUUAUAUCAUUGCUUAACUCCUUUGUUCAAUGAAAUACUCGAGAAGAAGAUUAAAUUAAAGCCACUUCGCCUGUGUAAAAAUGGCGACCCGGACUUGGUAACGUGCGCUCGACUAGUCAACUUGACCUUUCAAAAAACAUUUUCAAAUAUCGAGAACUGCCCCAUCAUCGUCAGAAGAGUCUUACGAAAAGUCUACGACGAACUCUCACUCAAAUUUCCGCAGAGUAAAACGUCGUGGGUGUGUUUGGGCGCUUUCAUAUUCCUCAGAUAUAUCUGCCCCGCUAUUAUACAACCACUCGAGUGGGGGCUUGCCUAUGAACCACCCACGGAUAUGGCAGAUACCUAUAUGCAGAUUUCCGUCGUCAUGCAGAAAGUCGCUAAUGUCAAACAUUCAGAUGUCGACGACCCGGUCGGGAGACUUACUGACAUGUUAGUCGAGUCUAAGAAGAUGGAGUACUUCAAUUUCGUGACUGAAUUAGCCAGCGUUCCUUACGAAACGAAGGUCGAAGAGUAUACCACAACGACACAACAGUUUAAUUUCUAUUUGGGCCAUUUGCAACAUUACUACCGAGAACACAGUAAAGAGAUAAUGGUCCACAUGAGUCAACACGACCAAGUCCAAUUUGUCAUGUUUGAACAAAUGAAUUUUAAUGGUGGGGAUGUCGAAGUGACGUUUCCUCGGAUUGUGUUGACGGAACGAGAGAAGUAUUUCCAGUCGAUCAAAAGUGAACGAGUCUUAGAAGAACUCAUUCAACGAAUAACACAGGGGAAGUCGAUCACUGCUUGGGAUUUAAAGUACUUGCAACACUGUUGUGAACUCGAAAGAGCUGUUUCAGGGGAAUGCACUAAGGAUUUGGUUAACGCACGGUUUAAUAGUUAUUUCCCGGGCAUUGUAACAUCGUCUAAUAUGCUCAUUUACCACGACGACUAUUCUCAAUAA